UCUUUUUUCUUGUAUUCUCUUUCUUUUAUUUAUCAUGUGUGGUCGUUUUUGCUGUUCACUUGAGCCUAAUACCAUUCGUAUGAGGCUACAAGAAGAAAAAGUACUUGAACAAUCAGACAUCGAAUGGGUCAACGAAGAAAAGUAUCAUACCAGCUAUAACUUUUGUCCAUGGCAAUUUGUACCCGCCUUAUUUGAACAUGGACAAAAGCAUACCAAAUUGAUUCAGUCUAUGCAAUGGGGCUUUAUUGCUUCCUGGAUAAAAAAUGCAAGUUAUCAAAGACCUAUCAAUGCACGCUCAGAAACCUUAAUUGAGAAUCAACAUGGUCUUUUUCAGAAAUCCAAGAAUGCAUUUCGGUGUGUGAUUGCUGCUGAAGGAUUCUAUGAAUGGAAUAAGAAAAAACAACCUUUUUAUAUCAAGCGAAAGGACGGCCAACUCAUGCUUUUUGCAGGAUUAUAUGCCACUUCAAAUGUAGAUGGAAAAGUUUUGACAACUUGCGCCAUCGUUACUACGGAAACAAACAAUCAAGCGUUUCAAAAGAUACACAAUCGAAUUCCUGUUAUUUUAGAACCGCAAGAUGUCAAUACUUGGAUUGAUAAAACAAAAUCAUUUACAGAUAAAACAAGUGCUUUAUUGAGGCCAUUUGAAGGCGAAUUAGACAUUUAUCAAGUGUCUACUGAUGUCAAUUCUACUAAAGUAGACUCAUCUACGCUUAUUCUACCUUUAGAUCAAAAAAAGAGUUCAAUAUCUCGCUUCCUUCAACCUUCAACAACGCAUGAUGAAUCGAAAAAGUCAACCCCAGAUAUUGACAAGGUAAAAUACAGCCAUACAAUUGUAUUAUCUUACCGUCUAUUCUAGCCCAUAUUCAACGAAAGAAAAAGAAGAUCCAGUGGGGACAAUAGUCAAAACCAGCCAAAAUCAGCCAAAAUCACAAACUUUUUUACCAAAAAAUCAUCAUCUUAAUCUUACAUAAUAAAAAACA
Messenger RNA from Gilbertella persicaria, 980 nucleotides. RefSeq lists its product as uncharacterized. Lineage: Eukaryota; Fungi; Mucoromycota; Mucoromycetes; Mucorales; Choanephoraceae. Gene Ontology annotation, biological process: DNA damage response. Gene Ontology annotation, molecular function: single-stranded DNA binding. Bases 35 to 856 code for a protein of 273 amino acids. The transcript is spliced from 5 exons. The record is from RefSeq and is a predicted model, not a curated record.